CAGGCAGAUAUUAAAAUUCUGUUUGCUCAAAUGUAUUUCGGAGAGUUCGCUAGCCGCGCGCGAUAAACGGACAACACGCUCAAUCGGGUCGCCGUCGUGUCCCGCUUCGACACGUACGAGAAGCUCUACAUGAGGUUUACAAAACGUUUGUUAGCUGUCUAGUACCACCAGAAACAUCCAACAACAAUGCGAACUCUACUGUAUGUUUUGGUGUUUGCAACCAGCGCAAUGUUGGUGUCGGCAGCUAACAUGGAUCCUGUUUACGAAUGGAAAUAUAUAGAUUAUGUAUGGGAAUCCGAUGCUAGAAGACAGCAGGCGAUCGAUUCUGGAGAGUAUGAUUUCUCUCGUAUUUUACCUAUGGAUGUUGACAAAGCCCCAGAUGGUCGUAUAUUUAUAUCGACACUUGGAAUGCAUGGCGUACCAGCAAGUUUGGUUAUCGUGACUGAUCAAAUGGGACCUUCUGGUCCUCUAGUAAAACCAUACCCUGAUUGGUCAUACUUCAAAACGGAAAAUUGUGACUCCAUACAGAAUGUAUACAGAAUAGCGAUCGACGAGUGUGAAAGGUUAUGGGUACUGGACACUGGUUUUUUGGAAGGUGAACGAAUAACCUGUGAACCCCAAUUGCUUGCUUUCGACUUGAAAACUGAUCGUUUGAUUGAAAGAAUCAAAAUUCCUAAUCACAUUGCUAGAGGUUCGAAUGGUCAAACGAUGCUAGCUACUCCGAUCGUUGAAACUAUUGGACAAAAAUGUGAAAACACAACUGUAUUCAUGGCCGACCCAAUGGGUAAAGGAUUGGUCAUUUGGAAUGGCGUGAGAUUAUUCCGUUUGGAAAAUCCUCUGUUCGGACCAACUCCGGGCGCGGAAAACAUCACUUCGGGCAAUUUCACAGUGAAUUGGCCCGAUACUGGUAUUGUUACUAUGGACCUCUCACCAAAGAUUUUCCCAGGCGAACAAAGCUUUCUCUACUUCCACGCUUUGUCUUCUUUGGAUCUUUAUGCCGCAAGUACCGAAGUAUUGAAACGUAGCACACACGGCAUGGCUAUCAAAUUUUUGGGAUCUAAAAAUGUAUUGAGCAGUCAAGCUAUUGGCGUUGCUUUCUCGUCUGAAGGUACACUCUUUUUAGGCAUGACCAAGGAAUCAGCAAUCGCUUGUUGGAAUAAAUACAGAGAUUUGACAUCGUACAACAUCGAAAUUGUCGCUCAAGACAGCCAUAGUCUAGAAUACGUCAACGGACUGAAAGUCAUCCGGGUGCCACACUCGAGAGACGAAGAAGUUUGGGCUCUUUCCAACCGAUUCAUAGCUUUCCAACUCGGUCAGCUGGAUGCCAAUGACUACAACUUUCGUGUACUUAAGGGUUCUGUGAAGAAACUCAUCACUGGCACGUCCUGCGAGUUACCACGUAAAACUCAAAAUGCACUUGAGAGUAUAAACAGAGGAGAGGAAAGUGUACUCAUUGUCACCGAUUGAAUUGUAUUUUGCAUUUUUACAUUCAAAGAACUGUAUAGCUUAGUUUAGUAUUUUGCAUCGUCGUUAAUAAAGUUAUGAAUAAAAUAAUAUUAAUACUACUUAGUAAUACUUGAUAAACUGCAGUAAAAAACCUUUCUUUAAAAUUUAUUCUAUUUUACUCAAUUGCGGGACCUAAAGUGCAAAAUGCUUUAACCUUAUUGGUACUAGGUUGGCAUUGAAGUGUAAUGUAAUACUGUGGAUACUCAUUUUAUGUAAAUAUUUGCUAAUUCUUAUUCUUUAAUCAGCUGAAAUGAGUUUAUAAUAACUUGAGAGGUGAAAAUAUUAAAUUAAGUAACACAGGCUUUAUACCGUUACAUGCAUACUCACACUAUAAUAAAUAACGCAAGAACUUAUAAUAAAAGAGUUAAAAUAUGUUUAUUAUUACGCAAUACAGAUAAUAGAUUACGUAUUUUAUAUAUUGUAUCGAUGACCGAAUUCGACUAACUAAUAAGACAACAGUCGAAGAGAACAACAAAAUUAGCAACGCUUUAGUUUUUAAUACGUUUGAUAUUACGGGAGCAAGUCAUAACAAAUCUAUAUAGCAAUACUAUUUAACUAUUCUUCGAUUCAACUAUUAUUCUUAACCAACUAUGUAGCUAUAAAUUAGUCUAAUUUUUAUUUAUUGAUAAAUUUAGAGCUCAGAAGACUACAGUUUUUUUGUAUGCAAUCCAAAAUUCAUCCACGAAUGAAUUAUCAACGUCGUUGAUUAGUUUCUAUCAAUUUUUUCGAUCGCAUUUGUUAUCAAACAUUUGAAAUAUUGUUAGCUUCGUCAUAU
Molecule: messenger RNA, 2281 nt
Organism: Phymastichus coffea
Lineage: Eukaryota; Metazoa; Arthropoda; Insecta; Hymenoptera; Eulophidae
Product: major royal jelly protein 1-like
Exons: 6
Coding region: 187-1467 (426 amino acids)
Cellular component (GO): extracellular region
Source: RefSeq, a predicted model, not a curated record